GCAAAGGGAGCGGCGCGCACCGAGCUCGGCAGGCGGCUGCGGGAAGCGGAGCCCUGUCCCGGCCGCCGCGGGAGGCCAGAGGGAGACGGGGGCCCAGCGAGAAAGGCGAGGAUAAAUGGGUGUGUAUGACUUUUCCCCUGAUCUAAAGCGGUUCCAUGUCUUGUUUGGACUGCUCCUGUAUUCUGCGUACACCAGUUGAAUCAAUCAGACCAGAAGAGCUAUCUCAGAGCAGCAUCCAUGAAUGCUUGGCUGAUUCUGAUCUAGCCUGGAUUCCCCCAUCUGCAGGAAAGAAUGAAACAGUAUUUUGCUCUUCUAAUGUCUCUCAUUAUGAACUCCAGCUGGAAAUAGGAAGGAGGUUCAACAAUUUAACUUCAGUCUACCUUGCACGGCAUACACCUACAGACAGGCAAGUUGCUGUAAGGAUCACAGACCUUGAAAAUUGCUCUGAAGAGCACUUGAAAGCCUUACAGAAUGAGGUGGUUUUAUCACACUUUUUCCAGCAUCCCAACAUAAUGACAUUUUGGACAGUGUUUACAGCUGGAAGCUGGCUUUGGGUCAUCUCCCCAUUCAUGGCCUAUGGUUCAGCUAGACACCUGCUGAAGACUUACUUUCCUGAAGGAAUGAGUGAAGCUUUGAUAGGGAACAUUCUGUUUGGUGCAAUCAGAGGAUUAAAUUACAUGCACCAGAAUGGAUAUAUUCACAGGAAUAUUAAAGCUAGCCACAUUCUGAUUUCAGAGGAUGGGCUGGUUUCUCUCUCUGGCCUAAACAACCUCUACAGUUUAGUUAGCAAUGGACAGAAGUCAAAGGUGGUGUAUGAUUUCCCCCAGUUUAGUACAUCUGUGCUUCCUUGGCUGAGUCCUGAACUACUGAGACAGGAUUUGUGUGGCUAUAACAUGAAGUCUGACAUUUACAGUGUGGGAAUUACAGCAUGUGAAUUAGCCAAUGGACACGUUCCAUUUCAAGAUAUGCCUCGCACUCAGAUGCUGCUGCAGAAGCUGAAAGGUCCCACCCACUGUCCUUGGGAUAUAAACACCUUUCCCCGGGGGGAAUCCAGGAGGAAGAAUUCCCGGUCAGGUGUCGAUUCUGGAAUUGGUGAGAGCAUGACACGCACAAUGACCAGUGAAAGACUUCAAAUGCCCUUUUCCAAAACUUUUUCACCUGCUUUCCACAACUUGGUAGAACUUUGCUUGCAACAAGACCCUGACAAAAGGCCAUCAGCAAGCAGUUUGCUUUCGCAUACGUUCUUCAGACAGGUAAAGGAACAAACACAGAAUUCACUACUGUCCCUGUUACCACCUCCUAUUCAAAAUAACAGAUCAGAGUUCUUGGCACUGCCCUCAACAGCAGUUGGGACUGAACUUGGACAUAUUGCUACAAAUCAAGAUGAUACAGACUGGGAAUUCUAAAUAAAUACCAAUGAUACCUCUCCAGUGUUUCAGACAAGGAAAAUGUGAUUUGUAUUUGCUGCUUUUGUAUGAUUAAAAUACAGUUAGACCAAGUAUACUUGAAAUGCCAUGAAGUGGCUAUAAUUCAUUAAGUUCCUCUGGGCAUCACAAAAUGCAGCGUGCCUCACUCUCUGACUGUAAGGAAAACUGUGGAUAAAGAAUGGCUGAGUGCUCACCUCUCUCUUUCAAAGUCUUCCUUAACAAGAGACUCCCUGCUGUAAUCUUACUCUGUACUGUAUUAUCAGCUCACUGCAGUCCACAUGCCUUUCUGAAUUCAGGCCUGGGGUUUGGCUGUGAUCUUACCUAAACAUCUAUUUGUCUUUUCAUUAUGACCCAAAUCAUUUUAGUAAGGAGAAAUCCUCCACUUCCAAGAUGAAAUGUGAAACUGCACAGAUUACUUGCUUAUGUAAAUAAAUGUUUCUCUCUCAAAA
Messenger RNA from Melospiza georgiana, 1876 nucleotides. RefSeq names its product STE20 related adaptor beta (gene STRADB). Lineage: Eukaryota; Metazoa; Chordata; Aves; Passeriformes; Passerellidae. The record is from RefSeq and is a predicted model, not a curated record. Gene Ontology annotation, biological process: protein phosphorylation. Gene Ontology annotation, molecular function: ATP binding; protein serine/threonine kinase activator activity; protein kinase activity. The coding region runs from base 156 to 1406 and encodes 416 amino acids. The transcript has 12 exons.